GUGUGUGUGUGUAUAUAUAUAUAUAUAUAGAUAUGUUCCAUCUUCCUUUCCUAACCAUAACCCAUCUUUCAUACUUUCCCCCACAAAUCCAUCACCAUCCAUGAUAGACAUGGACAGUAGCUGCAUCGACGUCGACGAGGUCCGCAGUGAGACAGAGAAGCGGCCGCCACCACCUCCGCCGCCGCCUCCGCCGCCCCAUCAUGGCGGUCAAAGGCUGCAGCGGGUGGGCAGCGGAGCCAGCGUGGUCCUCGACCCGGAGGUCAUCCUGGAGGCCGAGUCCCGGAAGCUGCCGUCCUCCAAGUACAAAGGCGUGGUGCCCCAGCCCAACGGCCGGUGGGGCGCCCAGAUCUACGAGAAGCACCAGCGCGUUUGGCUCGGCACCUUCAACGAGGAAGCCCAAGCCGCCCGCGCCUACGACGUCGCCGCCCAGCGCUUCCGCGGCCGCGACGCCGUCACCAACUUCAAGCCCCUCUCCGAGACCCUCGACGACGACGCGGCCGAGCUCUCGUUCCUCCGCUCCCACUCCAAGGCCGAGAUCGUCGACAUGCUCCGCAAGCACACCUACCAUGACGAGCUCCAGCAGGGCAAGCGCGCUUUCAGGGCCGCCAGGAGGAAUAUGCCAGCCGCCGCUGCCGCCGGAGGCCUUGGGCUUUCGCAGGCCCUCGGCGGAGCGCAGCGGGAGCACCUCUUCGACAAGGCCGUGACGCCGAGCGAUGUCGGCAAGCUGAACCGCCUGGUGAUACCGAAACAGCACGCCGAGAAGCACUUCCCUCUGCCGACGGGGAGCGCCACCGCCUGCAAAGGGGUGCUGCUGGGUUUCGAGGAUGCGUGCGGUAAGAUGUGGAGGUUCCGCUACUCGUACUGGAACAGUAGCCAGAGCUACGUCCUCACCAAGGGUUGGAGCCGGUUUGUGAAAGAGAAGAGACUCCAGGCUGGGGAUGUCGUCACCUUCCAGCGAUCGACCGGCCCGGAGAAGCGGUUCUUCAUCGAUUGGAAGCCUCGAGCCAUCGGCGGUCACGCCAAGGACGGAUUGUUUCAGGUGGUCAGGCUUUUUGGUGUGAACAUAGUCAAAGCUCCGGCGGUCGCGGUUGGUACUGGAGAUGGCUUGGAUCGAGGAGUUGGGGUGGUUGGUUGGAGCAAGAAGGGAGCUCGAGAUGUGGAUCAGUUCAUGCCAUCGCCGGGGUAUUUUAAGAAACAAAAGAUAGAAGAUUCGUAGCGCUCGCAUUUGUGUUGGACUUUUCUUUCUUUUUUAUCUUUCAUGUAAAUGUUUGUAUAAUGAGAGAUGGAAAAGUUGGAAUCUGAGUGGAAGGGAUGGAAUAUCAGGAAAGGAAAUUUGAGGAUUAGUAUCCAGAUGGCAAUGAGUUGUUGAUUAUAAAUUCCUUCGUCUUGGAACGGAGGAUUAAAAAUAGUUUAAAUUAUUUUCUGACUCAAA
Molecule: messenger RNA, 1432 nt
Organism: Elaeis guineensis (African oil palm)
Lineage: Eukaryota; Viridiplantae; Streptophyta; Magnoliopsida; Arecales; Arecaceae
Source: RefSeq, a predicted model, not a curated record